CACACGUUUUGCCGAUGGGGAGACAUUGUAUUUAUUAUCAGAGAUUGCCGUUAUUAUCAAUAGGGAACCACGUGAAAUGACAAGUGUGCCGAGAUGGCCGGAAGAAAGGAGACGUUCUCGCCUUUUUUGAGACAAUGUUUCGUGACGGGAGCUGUGUGUUGCAAUAUCGUGGGCCACGGCUGCACGCUGGGCUACCCCGGGAUCCUCUUGCCUCAGCUGAAAUACCCUGGGAGUGCAGUCACCAUCACUGAGGCUGCAGAGUCUUGGCUAGCUGCGGUGACGGGCAUCUUACUCCUUGUGGGCAGUUUCGUGGCGCCUCCCAUCAUGUCGCGUUUUGGCCGCAAGAUAGUCCAUCUGGCACUGACAGCGCCAAGUUUAGUGGGCUGGGUCAUCACCAUCUUGGCAGUAAACUUCGAGAUGCUGCUCAUCGGCAGAAUUCUGCAAGGCCUAUCGUUUGGCAUGAUGGUGCCGGUCCGCUCCGUUCUCAUCGGAGAAUACACCAGUCCCAAGAACCGCGGCGCCUUCCUCACCCUGGUAGCCUUAGCCCAGGCCUUCGGUAUCUUUUUCGUCCAUCUACUAGGCUCCCUCAUAGACUGGCAACAAACAGCCCUCGUUUGCGUCUUUUUCCCUUUCUUUAGUCUCCUAAUGGCCAUCUACGCCCCAGAAUCUCCAAGCUGGCUCGCUUCCAAACGACAAUACGACAAAUGCAGAAAAGUAUUUAAGUGGCUCAGAGGUUACGAUGAAGACGACGAGCUGGAAGAGAUGAUACACGCAAGAAUACUCAUCGAAAAAGCGGCGAACAGAGAAAACGAGAGAAAAGAGAACUUAUUCAAGCAAGCGAUAUCGACUAUACAAAAGAAAGAGUUCUACAAACCAAAUCUUCUCAUGAUAUCCGCUUUCUGCAUGAUCCAAUUUGUGGGCGGGACCACUAUGGCUGCGUACUCCACUGUCAUCAUCCGUUUGAUAGUAGGACCUGAUGCGAAUGCGCAUUUCUGGAUGAUAGCAUUGGACACGCAGAGACUUGUAUCGAAUGCGAUUGCAGUGUUUGUGAUUAACAAGGUGAACAGGCGCACUAUGAUGUUCUCUUCUGGCAGUCUGUGUGUGUUGAGUCACAUGGCCAUUGCUGGUUAUGUGUACGCCAGGAAUAAGGGCAUACUCCCGUACGACGCCCAAUGGAUCCCUUUGCUGUUAAUAAAUGUCCAAUUCUUUACAGUAGCUGUGGGUAUGAUCCCAUUGCCGACUAUUAUAGCUGGGGAAGUGUUCCCGUUGGAAUAUAAAGCUAUCAGCAGUACAAUCAGUACUUGGUCUCUUUCAGUUUUCAUGUUUCUAGCCCUCAUGACGUUUCCUUCUUUAACUAACAACAUAGGAAUCGAAGGGACUUACUUCGUGUAUUCAGGUCUGAUAACACUAAACCUGGUGGUGAUUUGGUUCCUGAUGCCGGAGACUAAGGGCAGGACUUUGCAGCAGAUAGAAGAUGAGUUUAGAGGGAGAAAGUUGGGUGGAACUGAUGAAAAACCUACGGAGUUGGAUCCGGUAACGUUGUAUAGACGUAGGAAGUCUGAACGAAGGUGCAGCAGCCCAUUAUUGCAUUAAAGAUGAAAUCUAUGGAAUUAUUAAUUCAAAAUGAACCUUAAUAAAAGCUUUAAUAAGAUUUAAUGUGCUUAGAUCGAUGAAUAUGGAUGAAGCGGAAAUUUUUCAGGGAUCGCGACAAGUGGAAAGAUGAAACCUCUGUCUACCCUUUAGGGAGAGGCGUAAUUUUAUCGUAUGUAUAUAAGUACGUUAACGAAGUUUGGUGAAAAUUUCUUAGCCCAUCGCCUACAAGAAGCAUCCCAAGUCUCUCCCUUAGUCGCCAUUCACGACAUCCAUGGGAAAGUUAUAGAGUAGUCCAUUUCUAAAGUGCCGCGGGAACACCAGCAUUAUAUAACAAUUAUGUAGUAAUUAUAUCAUACCGCACAAAAUCAUUCAGAUUUAUUAUUCAAGAUAAUUAUUGAUAAGUUAUCGUUGAUAACGUUAAUGUGGGUCUAGGACUGAAGUCGGACGUGAAGAGCUCGUGGCAGUGAAAUGAAUCUGUUGAAUGAUUGUUUGUUUGUUUGUUGAUUUCUUUUAUUAUGACUACCGAACUCAAUAAAGUCUAUAAGUCAGUUA
Messenger RNA from Amyelois transitella, 2145 nucleotides. RefSeq names its product facilitated trehalose transporter Tret1. Gene Ontology annotation, biological process: transmembrane transport. The transcript has 4 exons. Gene Ontology annotation, cellular component: membrane. Gene Ontology annotation, molecular function: transmembrane transporter activity. NCBI's taxonomy places the organism in Eukaryota, Metazoa, Arthropoda, Insecta, Lepidoptera, Pyralidae. The record is from RefSeq and is a predicted model, not a curated record. Bases 94 to 1593 code for a protein of 499 amino acids.